Messenger RNA from Myxocyprinus asiaticus (Chinese sucker), 2616 nucleotides. Its product is annotated as serine/threonine-protein phosphatase 4 regulatory subunit 2-B-like. Gene Ontology annotation, biological process: protein dephosphorylation. Gene Ontology annotation, molecular function: protein phosphatase regulator activity. The transcript is spliced from 9 exons. Lineage: Eukaryota; Metazoa; Chordata; Actinopteri; Cypriniformes; Catostomidae. Gene Ontology annotation, cellular component: nucleus; cytoplasm; protein phosphatase 4 complex. Bases 29 to 1381 code for a protein of 450 amino acids. The record is from RefSeq and is a predicted model, not a curated record.
CGCCGGCAGCGACUGCCGCCAUAUUGAAAUGUUUCCCCUUUCCAACUGUUCUUCACUGAGCGCAACAGCAGCCAUCAGCUCUCGCUCUUCAGUCGAACACAGGGCUAACAGCACGGACAUGGAGGUAGACACUCUUCUGGAAGCUAUUAAAGAUUUUGACAAGAAGGGGAAGAAAGAAGUGUCUCCCAUGUUGGACCAGUUUUUGUGUCAUAUUGCGAAGACUGGGGAAACCCUGGUGUCGUGGUCUCAGUUUAAAUGCUACUUCAUAUUCAAGCUGGAGAAAGUAAUGGAGGAUUUUCAAGCAUCGGCCCCAGAACAGAGAGGACCUGCCAACCCAAAUGUGGAGUCAGUGCCCUUUGAAGAAAUGAAGGAGAGGAUUCUUAAGAUUGUCAAUGGAUACAACGGGAUCCCAUUUACCAUCCAGCGCUUGUGUGAACUUCUCACAGAACCCAAGAGGAACUACAUGGGAACAGAGAAAUUUCUCAGAGGAGUAGAGAAGAAUGUGAUGGUGGUUAGUUGCAUUUAUCCUAUGUCUGAGAAAAAUGGCUGCAGUGGUGUCAACAGAAUGAAUGGAGUCAUGUUAUCAGGGAACACAUCUGUCUUAACAGAGAGGAAAGUAAAUGGGCCAGGAACGCCCAGGCCAUUAAACAAACAGAAGCACUCCAUGUCCAGUUCACUAUCCACAAACGGCCUUCCAGACAGCACUGAAAACAAAGAGACGAACACAGCACAGGGACACCGCAAAACACUCAGUGAUGCAUCUGGAUCAGGCAUUGGGCCUCUUGGUAGUUCGGUAAAGAACAAACAUUUAGAUGAAGAGGAAGAAAUGGAGGCAGAGGAGCACGAGGUAAAGAGACUCAAAUUCAACCAGGAUGGAGAAGAUGACGAGGAGGAUGUAGAGGAGCAGGUAGUUGUGACACCCAGGUCAACGUCGACUGAGAGCUCCUCAGAUAGGUCAGAGGAUGCAGAAUCACCGUCAUCUAUGUCACGGGAGACAAACGAAGAAGAGCAGGAGAAGGGUAAACCUGGUUCGGCUGGAGAGUGUGAGGACCAAGAGCCUUCCAGCACGCAGUCUGAGAGUCUGGCUGCAGAUUCCAGAGAGUCCUUUACUGAACGAGAGGUUCCCUGCAGUUCAGUCUCUUCCUUAGAGGAGCCCAGUGAUAUGGACCAAUCAGAGCAGAGAGCCCCAUUGGGCGUGGCCUCUAGUCCUGAGAUGAGGGAAGGGGAGGAGCCAAGUGAGCAGGUCAGCAGCAGUAGCACUGAUGAAAAUGCUUAUGGACCCACAUCAAGCAGAGGUACCGAAGACUCGCCCACAGAGGGCGACACUGUGUCAGCGGCCCAGGACUCAGAAAGUGCAGAGGAGCCAAUGGAGCAGGACUAAAAGACUUCUAAGCAACAACUGUGUGCUUUUGUGGACAUUAAGAAGGCACUCACUUAUGUGGCCUUCCACAAUGGCCAUCCGAAGCAACACCUAACCUACCACCAUGCGCCUUUUGGUCGAGAGUCACCUAACUUCUCCAGCCUUCCCAAAUGGACACUUUAUACCAAUGUACAUAUGAUUUUAUUUCUAAAGUGAAGGUUUUAAACUGGUUGGUUAUCCUUUGUUUUUUAUUUUUAUUUCGUUCAUAUCAUAGGUUUCUGCCUGUCUAUUAUGUUGGACAUACCUUUCAUUAAGCUUAAAUAAGUUUGACUGAAGUUUAUCUUUACAUAUUUUAUCCAGGAUUGCAGUUCUGUUUUUUGUUCUAAGCUUUAGGAUGUUAGAGACACCGGCUUGGAUGUAUCUCUGCAUUAGUGUUAAUAUUUCAGUCACAUAGGGCCAAACAGCAGGGCAGUGGAGUUUAUCGUCUUGAUCUUAGCAGUCUCUCUAAAGACCCAUAACUGGCCACUUUUCAGAGGUUACAUUCCAAGCAGAUUUUAGCCAUAGGUCUGUCUGGUCUGUUAAAUUAUUCAAGCAGUAGCCUUGUUUUUAUAUUUUAGCGUCAUUUCUUUCUAGUAGUUUUUGUUUAACUGACCGGGGAUGUUGAAUGUUUUGUAAAAUCUUCCUUUUCUCUCUGCAAUCAUUCUUUCUCCUCAUGCAGUCAACACUGCAUUGAAAGUUUGUGGUUUAUGUCAGGUACAUUUACCUCUUGAAAGAUUCAAACCAAGCAUACUUUCAUAUUUUGUGAUUCACAUUAAUUUAUACCAGCAUUUCAAUCUUGACCUAUUUUUGAGAAGCUGAUUGUUUUGUUUUGCAGAUGGUAUUUUAUGACGAGCUGAAUUACAAUGUAAUUUGUGACAGUUUGACUCCCAGCACCGAUAACAGCUGGCAGCCAUUUUACAGCUGUGCAUUUUUAAUAUUUAGAAUUUUUUUUAUUUCUGUGGUGUUUUGUAGAGCAUUGUGUUCACUGACUUUUUGUGCAUCCAUAUGUUUUUUUUUUUUGGGUGUAUACUAAAUGCGAGGGGUUUUGAUACAGUAUUCAGACAAGGCAAUAAAUGUUAUGGUUUUAAAUGUUAAAUAAUUUUUGACAUUUGAUUAACAUGCAUUUAACUAACAUGAUUAUAAAUUAUUACAGAAAAGUUGUUUGUGAUUUUAACAUUGAUUCAUAAUCAAGAUUAAACAGGAAACUCUUAACUAGA